AAAUAACCUAGAGAAUAUGGUCUCGCGAGAAAAAAUAUGGUUUCUCGAUUAUUGUUUACAUUAUUGAAAAUAGAGAACCGAACCGGAUUAACACCAAUCGAAUGAACAGGACCGUUCCUCCUUACUAGCAGAGAGGUCGGGGAGAGAGGGAGGCAAAAGUCGGGUGUAAUAGAAGGGAUUCUCUGAGUCUCUGGAUUGGGAGACAGAUCUGGGCUAACCCAUUGAAAACAAAAAAAAGUCUGCAGUUUUUAAUAGUGAAGCUGUAAUAAACUACCAGGAGGACGGGACAGGUCAUGUCUGAGCUAGCAUAGUGUGUUUGUAGGCCGGGAGGAAAGGGUUACAAGAAAAUAACAGAGUCCGUGCAUCCUGCACUUUGAAGCGACAACUACGGGUCAGGAAAACUCGAGGAUCUCCAGGCCGCUGGAGCGAAACCCCUGCAACAGUAAUUCAGUGCCGCUGGGUUCAUUAGGCAAGUGCAUCUUGCCUUGACUUGACGGAGUGAGGACGGGGAUCGAAGCGAGGCCUCACCGUGGUUUGGGAGUGUCGGGGGGCCGAGAACGGAAAGAGGAUAAUCAAUCAUCGGUCAGACCUCAAUCCCGGGAUCUGAGAAACACGAAACCGCCACAGAAAUGAUGGAAGAACUGCAUAGUCUGGACCCCCGACGCCAGGAACUUCUGGAGGCGAGAUUCAUGGGAGCUGGCGCCAGCAGAGGUCCAGUAAAUAAUGAGUCUUCCAACCAGAGUUUGUGCAGCGUGGGGUCUCUCAGUGACAAGGAGCUGGAGACUCCUGAGAAAAAACCGAAUGAACAGAGGAACAGGAAGCGAAAAGUAGAGCCGUAUGACACCAGCCAAGGGAAAGGCACAACAAGAGGGCAUAAAAUCAGUGAUUACUUUGAGUUUGCAGGUGGCAGUGGCCCGGGAACGAGCCCUGGCAGGAGUGCCCCUCCUGUGGCACGGUCUUCACCACAACAUUCCUUAUCCAACCCCCCUUCCGUACAGCAAGGCAGCCCUUCAUCUACAGGCUCGGCAAACACUGAUCAUUCCUGCAGCUCCCAGAAACCCAUCUCUGUCCUGCACAAAUCCACACAGUCAGACCUCACAAUAGAGAAGCUCACUGCCCUGGAAAACAACAAGAACUCUGACCUAGAGAAGAAAGAGGGCAGGAUAGAUGAUUUAUUACGGGCGAACUGCGACUUGAGGCAACAGAUUACUGAGCAGCAGAAGAUGUUGGAGAAGUACAAAGAAAGGUUAAACAAUUGUGUGACCAUGAGUAAAAAGCUGCUAAUAGAGAAGUCCAAGCAGGAGAAGAUGGCAUGUCGAGACAAGAGCAUGCAGGACCGUCUCAGGCUGGGGCAUUUCACUACAGUCAGACACGGAGCCUCCUUCACAGAGCAGUGGACAGAUGGAUAUGCCUUUCAGAACCUCAUCAAACAACAAGAGCGAAUAAACUCCCAGAGAGAGGAGAUCGAGAGGCAGAGGAAGAUGUUAGCAAAGCGAAAACCACCAGCUAUGGGCCAGACGCCACCCCCAAAUAUCGAGCAGAAACCACGGAAAAACAAAACCAACGGUGCUGAAAAUGAAAUGGUGAUUCAUAAUCCGUGUCGGAGCAUCAUUAACACUGCAGGGUUAACUUUAUCAGAGUAUCACGAACAGGAGGAGAUUUUCAAACUUAGGCUUGGGCAUCUUAAAAAGGAGGAAGCUGAGAUCCAGGCUGAGCUGGAACGGUUAGAGAGAGUACGAAAUCUGCACAUCCGAGAACUGAAGAGGAUACACAAUGAAGACAACUCACAGUUCAAAGAUCACCCCACACUGAAUGACCGGUACCUGUUGUUACAUUUACUGGGAAGAGGUGGAUUCAGUGAAGUGUACAAGGCUUUUGACUUAACAGAACAGAGAUACGUAGCUGUAAAAAUUCACCAGUUAAAUAAAAAUUGGAGAGAUGAGAAGAAAGAGAACUACCACAAACAUGCCUGCAGGGAGUACAGAAUCCACAAGGAGCUGGAUCACCCCCGGAUAGUCAAACUGUACGACUACUUCUCACUCGACACAGACUCGUUUUGUACAGUUCUGGAAUACUGCGAGGGGAACGACCUGGAUUUCUACCUGAAACAGCACAAGCUGAUGUCAGAGAAGGAGGCUCGUUCCAUCAUCAUGCAGAUCGUCAAUGCGCUCAAGUAUCUCAAUGAGAUCAAGCCCCCCAUCAUCCAUUACGACCUGAAGCCAGGUAAUAUUCUUCUAGUGAACGGGACCGCAUGUGGCGAGAUUAAAAUCACAGAUUUUGGAUUAUCUAAAAUCAUGGACGAUGACAGCUAUAAUUCUGUGGACGGAAUGGAGUUGACAUCGCAAGGAGCUGGCACUUACUGGUACCUUCCACCUGAGUGUUUUGUGGUUGGGAAAGAGCCUCCAAAGAUCUCCAACAAGGUGGACGUGUGGUCGGUGGGAGUAAUCUUCUACCAGGGCCUGUAUGGAAGGAAGCCUUUUGGUCACAACCAGUCCCAACAGGACAUACUCCAGGAGAACACCAUCCUGAAAGCUACAGAAGUUCAGUUUCCUCCAAAGCCUGUUGUGUCCCCAGAAGCAAAGGCAUUCAUCCGCCGCUGCCUGGCAUACCGGAAAGAGGAUCGGAUAGCCGUCCACCAGUUGGCUAGUGAUCCGUACUUGAUGCCUCACAUCCGAAAAUCUGUCUCCACCACAGGUGCCCCUGGGACUGCCAUCCCUUCGACAUCCAGCUCCUCCAAUAGUAGUGCUUCAAACUGAGCUGCUGCUCUUGGAUGCUCACUCUGAACAGUGUCAGCAAAGUCCAAGUAAACCAAGUGUGGACCAAGUGUUUCUCAUUUCCUUUAGCAUGAAAAUAUCGACUCUUGAGAAGACACGUGUAUCCAUAAGGGUGCAAGACAGGAAAAGGGAGAGAGGACGAGAUUCAUUAUCAAGAAGCUACUGCUGCUUGUAAAAAACUAGGUAUCCAUCAUUCUGACUGAUUUACUUCAAUCAGAACAGCUUAAGAUGGUUGAAAGACAGAAACAGAUCUAUCUGUGAUCAUCUUCAAUUGAACUCCUCUGAAACUGAAGUUGGGAUGUUGAAGAUUUAGUUUGUUUCUUUCAUAGAAGUUGUUGGAUUUCUGAAAAAAAAAAAAAAGUUAACUAAGCACAAGUGUUAGGCUUGGGAACAAUUGCAUUUUACUCCCUUGUCUUUCAAAGUUUGGGACUACCCGUUGGUGGUUUUAGAACUAGUGAGCUUUAUUUUAUUUAUUUUUUAAUCCCUUUUUAUUAUUUUUUAAGGGGAGGCAGGGGCUGACUCCUGAAGUGCACAGGUUACACUUUGUGGAUUGUGUUUUUGAAACCAAACUGGAAACUGGCCUUUUAGUCUGGGAAAUGAAUAUAAACCAUUAAAUAAUAUUAUUGAAAGGUA
Messenger RNA from Acipenser ruthenus (sterlet), 3407 nucleotides. Its product is annotated as serine/threonine-protein kinase tousled-like 2. Gene Ontology annotation, biological process: intracellular signal transduction; chromosome segregation; peptidyl-serine phosphorylation. Gene Ontology annotation, molecular function: protein serine/threonine kinase activity; ATP binding. The record is from RefSeq and is a predicted model, not a curated record. Bases 630 to 2756 code for a protein of 708 amino acids. Gene Ontology annotation, cellular component: nucleus. Lineage: Eukaryota; Metazoa; Chordata; Actinopteri; Acipenseriformes; Acipenseridae. The transcript has 22 exons.